This is a messenger RNA of Pelodiscus sinensis (Chinese soft-shelled turtle), 4138 nucleotides long. RefSeq names its product CD44 molecule (IN blood group) (gene CD44). Gene Ontology annotation, cellular component: basolateral plasma membrane; plasma membrane; macrophage migration inhibitory factor receptor complex. The record is from RefSeq and is a predicted model, not a curated record. NCBI's taxonomy places the organism in Eukaryota, Metazoa, Chordata, Testudines, Trionychidae. Gene Ontology annotation, biological process: inflammatory response; positive regulation of ERK1 and ERK2 cascade; cell adhesion. Gene Ontology annotation, molecular function: hyaluronic acid binding; cytokine receptor activity.
UGCUUAGUCAGAAGUAGUAGCUUUUCCCCACCCACCCCCUUGCUCCGUCUACUUUUGUUUCCACAUGGGUGUGACUUUUCAGCUCCCCCCUCCCUGUUAUGUCACUGCUUCAGUUUCUUUAGAAUCAGAAUAAAAACUGCAGCAAACUUCAGAGCUCAUUGACUACAGGCUGAAUGAGGCUUUUUUGAUUUGUUGCAACCUUCAAGGAUCUCCUUAGUUUUGGCAAAGUAACUCCGAAGAAACAAUGAGCAAGUUUUUGUUGUGUGCAACUUUUGGAUUAUACUUGCUACAGCUUUGUCUAGCAGAGACACAAUUUAAUAUCAGUUGCAGAUAUGCUGGAGUUUUCCACGUUGAGAAAAACCGUCGCUACAGUCUCACCCGAAAUGAGUCAAUUGAACUCUGCAGAGCUCUCAAUAGUACCUUACCAACAAUGGAACAGAUGACGAAAGCUCACAAACUUGGAUUUGAAACUUGCAGGUAUGGCUUCAUAGAAGACAAAAUUGUAAUCCCACGGAUCAAGCCCUAUUUUCUUUGUGCAGCAAAUUACACUGGGAUUUACAUACUCAAUUCAAAUACGUCGGACCGGUAUGAUACAUAUUGUUACAAUGCAUCGGAAACCAGGGACCAGGCAUGUGAACCAAUCAUAAGGUUUGAUGCUUCUUGGGCUGAUAAUCAUACCAAAAUAGUCAUAGAUAAUGCGGAUGGCUCACGUUACAUGGAUGGUGUAAGACACACUGAGCCAACUCCAGUUACAGAGGAUGAUCGUGUGGGUAGUGGCUCAAUACAUGACAGUGAUACAACAAACCCCACCAUCAUCAGAACUCGCAUAUCUGGUUCUCCAUAUUAUGAAGUGCCAUCAACAGAUUAUUCUUCAGGAUCGGGCAGAAAGGAAUAUCACCCCACACGCACCAAUCAUAUUGCACCACUUGAUGAAGAUUCCACUCAGAUUUCACUGAUGACUGAACGAGACAAUGAUCAUCCUAACAAAAGACCACAUCCCACAAGUACUACUGUGGAUCACGACCAUUACACAUAUCCUGAAACCACCACCCCAUGGUGGCAGUCUCUAAAUUCCAAGGAACAGCACCCAAUAACUGACAGCAAUGCAGAUCUCAGCUCACAGGAUGGUGGUGCAGAUGAUGACUCAACACAGGAUCCAUUAGUAGCAGUAAUUUCUCUUGGAGGAGACCACAGUGGUGACAAGAAACUGCAUCCUCCAAGUACCACUGUAAACCCACAUCAUGGAGCACAUGAGGAAACUUCCACCCAACGCGUGGGGAAUCCAUCCCCGGACAGUUGGUGGUGGUCGACUACAGGACUGAAGGAACAUCUUACAACCAUGCCAUUUGAUGAUGAGGAUUCACAAGAAAAUGAAUCAGCUGAUGAAGAUUCACUACAAGAUCCAUUACACUCUGGAUGGGGCAAAAAUGAUGACAAGGAGGACCACAUUCCAGUUACCAAUGUGGAUUCCCUUCGUGAUUCCAAGCGUACAGAAUCAACUGCAGAUCCUUUGUUGCAUAAUGUUUAUCUUGGAAGGGACAAAGAUGAGGACAAAUAUUCCAAAAACACUACUGGGGACAGUGUGAAGCCUGCACAUUUCCCUGGAAAGGAAAGAGAUCAUUCUUCAAGUGUGACUGUGAAUAAAGAACUAGGACACAAGACACAUAGCCCUACAGCAGUUGUGGGCCCCAAUGAAGGUGCCAAAAAUGAAGUCCCAACUAAAGAUCCUGGAUGGUUUAAUGAAGUCAAGUAUUCCACAAAAGCUACUAGGAAUGAUGUACUACCUGGAGUCAUUCCUUCACGUGGAAGUGAACAUUCAACUACAGCAGAGGUCCCUAACGAUUAUGCCAAACAUGAAGGUCCAGUCCACAGUGCACCGUCUCCUGCUGAUCCAAGAUGGUCCAAAGAAGACAAGUAUCCCACAAAUAUCACUAGAGAUGAAGUGUUACAUGGACUUAUCCCUCUGAGUGAAAGUGAACAUAAGGAUGGAUCUUCUCCUACAGCUGUGGUUUCCAUGAAUGGUGCCAAACAUGGAGGUUCAACCCAAGAUCCACCAUCGUAUGUGGAUUUGUUGGGCUGGGGCAGUGAAGACAAGUAUCCUACAAAUACCACUAAGACUGAUGUGCAGCAUGGACUUGUGCCUUCAAGUGAAAGUGAACAGAAAAAUAGAUCUACUCCUAUAGAAACUGCUGUUACCUCCAGUGAUGGUACCAUACAUGAAGACUCAACUCAUGGUUCACUGCCUCCAGAUAAUCAACCAGGAUGGGGCAGUGAGGGCAAAUAUCCCACAAAGACCUCCAGGAAAAAUGUCAUGCAUGAACUUAUUCCUCAAAAUGAAAAUGAAUAUAAAGAUGAGUCUUAUACAGCUGUGGUCUCCAAUGCUGGUGCCACACAUGAAGACUCAACACAUGAUCCAUUGUUGCAUGGUGUUCAUCCUGAAUGGGGCAAUGAAGAUAGAUAUUCCACAAAUACCUCUAGGGAUGAUCUACUACGUGGAAUUAUUCCUCCAAGUGAAACUGAACAUGAGAAAGAAUCUCCUUAUACAGUGGUGAUCUCCAGUGAUGGUGUUAAACACGAAGACUCAACUACAGAUGCGUUGGCACCUGGCAUUCAACCCGGACGGGAUAAUGAAGACAAAUAUCCCACAAACAAUACCAGGGAUAAUUUGAUACCUGGAGUUUUUUCUGACUUUGAAAGUGGACAUGGCAGAGAAACAGCUUCUACAAUCACCAGUUUUACAUCUAACAAACAUGAUAGCAGAAUAAGAGGUCAAGAUGGACAGACUACAACAACAAAUAUAUUUUCUCAGCCAAGAUCAGCCCAAAUACCAGAAUGGCUGAUCAUAGUGGCUUCUCUUGUGGCUCUGACAUUGGUUUUGGCGGUUUGCAUUGCUGUCAAUAGUCGGAGAAGAUGUGGGCAGAAGAAGAAGCUAGUGAUUAACAAUGGCAAAGGGUCAGUGUCAGACAAGAAGAUGAGUGGACUGAAUGGAGAAGCUAGCAAAUCUCAAGAAAUGGUGCACUUGGUACAUAAAGAACAGCCAGAUAAUCGAAAAGGAACAUGUGAUGAAAUCCUGACCACAGAUGAAACACAAAAUCAACAAGAGGCUGGCAUGAAGACCGGGUUGUAAUAGUGUUGGGCCAUCUUGUAGAUCGAGAGUGGGGGAAAUCAAAAUGACAUGGAACUGGGCCUGGAACUCACAGAUGCAAUGUGCUACUGAUAACUUUUGAGCAUAACUAAGCAUAGAUUUCCUUCUUUUUAAUAUUUUUAAAAAUCAGGUCCAAAUUUUAAAAUAUUGACAUUGCUUUCUGAUAGAAGCCUCUGAGACUUGCAUAAAUUUUGCAGUUCCCAUUUCUUAUCUGGAAGAUACUUACAUAUAGCAUGUAAGAAGGAAUAGUUUCUCCAGGUACAGCACCUUCGCUGAGUGGAAACACAGAAAUAUCUAAUCAUUCGCAUUUAUGGAACUAAAUGUAUAUGCUACAAGCAUAGGUGAGGAAUAAAUGUCUGGAGAAAAUACAGAGGUAGCUCAGAAAGGGCUUCUGUAAAGUCUGACACCAAAAUCUUUUAAAAUUACCUUCUAGCCCUGCGGAGUUUGUCAGGUGAAUUCAGGAUCUGCAAAUAUGGGCAAAUCGUGACAUUUUAAAAUGAUUACAACUAGAGCUUUAAUGAGAACAAAAGGAAGAGGCAUUUUUAAAUGCCCAUGAAUAUACAAUGCAAAUAAUUUGUAUUCGGAUGUGUGAAAAGACUAGAGUUGAUACAUAAUAAACUUUUGUUCUUAUUAUCUUAACAAUCUGUGCAGUUAUCCCUCAGUUUCAGAGUUCUCCGUUGCUGUUCCCCGAAUAUAUUUUGAGUAUGUUCCCUAGUGAAACUUGUUAAUUAGGUUGACAAAUAAAUGCAGUGACCAGAACUGAAUCCCAUAUUACAAAAUCUAGCAGUAGGACAUGAUCAAACAAGAUGGCAAUGUUUUGUUUCUUGCAGAACAGAGCUCUAUCUAGCCCUGCUCUCAGUUUUAAUCACAAAAUUGUUGCAUGUUACUUGCUGAUAUUUUAACAGUCAAAUUAAAAUUGUGAUGCUUUCUAUUGGAUUCCAUUUCAUUCAUCUUUUUGUUUAAACUCUGCUUAUUAAAAAUUGCCAAGAGAAA